AAAUCAGUGAGGAACAUGAACCACACGUUCGGCCGAGCACAAUGCCAGUUCGUCACGGGCCGGCUCUACAACUUCAGCGGGACGAACCGGCCGGACCCGACCUUGAACUCAGGAUACCGGGCUUUCCUAUCGCAGAGGUGCCCGAGAAACGGUGACGAGUCGGCUCUGAACGAUCUCGAUCCAACGACGCCUAACAUCUUCGACAAGAACUACUACACGAAUCUAGAGGAGAACCGAGGGAUCCUCAGCUCCGACCAGGAGCUCAAGUCGUCGCCCCAAGCGCAGGGUGCCACCGCACCCAUCGUCGACCAGUUUGCGAGCAGCCAGGAUGCCUUCUUUGCGAAUUUCGCACAAUCCAUGAUCAACAUGGGGAACAUUCAGCCGUUGACAGACCCCUCCAAAGGAGAAAUCCGAAAAAACUGCAGAAAGGUCAAUGCAUUGAAGCUAAUUAGGAAGGAGAAAUACGUGGAUGUGCUUAAUUGACUGCAAAUACAAAUUAAGCACUUAAUUUGGCUCCUCUAAUGUACGUGUGCAGCUCAUUACUUUCUUAUUGUUAUGCAGUUGAAUAAUUGUUCAACCGAUAUAAUAUUACAUGUAUGUUGCACCUAAAUGCAUGAUCUUUAAAGUCAGAUUAUUAUAUGUAUCUAAUAUAAAAUAAAUCUUUACUUUUGUA
Phragmites australis (common reed) is the source of this 673-nucleotide messenger RNA. RefSeq names its product peroxidase E5-like. The coding region runs from base 16 to 483 and encodes 155 amino acids. The record is from RefSeq and is a predicted model, not a curated record. NCBI's taxonomy places the organism in Eukaryota, Viridiplantae, Streptophyta, Magnoliopsida, Poales, Poaceae. Gene Ontology annotation, molecular function: heme binding; peroxidase activity. Gene Ontology annotation, biological process: response to oxidative stress. The transcript has a single exon.